GCGCUCUGUGUGUACGGUAACCAUGACAACCACAGGACGAGAGGCUACAGAAACAGCUCCACUGAAGUGAUAACUGAAAUUUAUUUAUUUAGUUUACUUGAUUGCUUGUUGUGUUGUUUAGCAGUCUCCUACAACACAAUGGACACGUCAGUACUUUUACCUGUCGAAGCAGAGGGUUUUAUUCAAAGUCUGGAAACUUUCACCCUCAAAGAAGUGGGCUCUACGAGGUGGUUCAGACAGCAUGAGUAUAUUGAGAAACUUAACAUGCAAGCAAUACUGAAUGCUUCUGCCAUGCAUGAUGAGUUCAUCAAGGAGCUCUUGGUGUCAUAUGGAAAGAUACCUGUCCUAGUCCACGAGAUGAUCUUAGUUGAAGUGUGGAAGCAAAAAGUUUUCCCCAUUUUAUGUCAACUGCAGGACUUCAAUCCAAAGAACACGUUUCAUCUUUACAUGGUGAUCCACCAUGAAGCCACAAUCAUAAACCUACUUGAAACAAUAAUGUUUCAUAAGGACUCAUGUGAGGCAGCUGAUGACUCUGUUCUGGACUUGGUGGAUUACUGCCACCGCAAACUCAUCCUGCUGGUCAGUAAAACCACCAGGGAGGGCGCUAUGACUCAUGACCAACACAACCUGACAGGCAAAACAGUUGAAUCCUCUACAGAGGAGUUGCAGAUUCAGAGUGCAGCUCUGGAGUUUGAGAUCACCCUGAAGGCCAUAUCUGUGCUGCGCUACAUCACUGAUCACACUGACAGUAUCAGUGUUAUCAAUCGCAUGCUAUGCACCCAUAACAUGCCUUGUGUACUGGUUCAGCUGAUUGACUGCUGUCCUUGGAGUCGCUGCAAAGCAGGUGAGAUAGAAAAGUACAUAAAUGGCAAGUGGCAGAAGAUUCCUGUGGAGGACCAUUUAAAGAUGACAAAACUAGACGGGCAGGUCUGGAUUUCCCUUCACAAUCUGCUACUGAAGGAAGACUGCCAAAGGAAAUACGACUUCAACAGUUUCAAUAAGAGCCAGCUUCUAAAGCUCCGGGGUUUCUUGACAGAGGUGUUGAUUGAUCAGCUGCCAAACUUGGUGGAACUCCAGCGUUUCCUGACUCAUCUUGCAGUUACUGACCCUGCCCCUCCAAAAAAAGAGCUAAUUUUGGAACAGAUCCCUGAAAUGUGGAAAAACAUUGUGAGUGAGAAUUCUGGCAAGUGGAAGGCAAUAGCUAAGUAUCAAGUCAAAGAAACUUUCAACCCAUCUGAAAGUGAUCUGAGACUACAGGCGCAGAGGCUGGCCCAGACUUAUAACUUGGAUGUGAUGGAGAGUUUAAUCCCAGAGAGGCCCAAGUGUGGAUCCUGUGGGAAAGAGGCUGCAAAGAGAUGCUCUCGAUGUCAGGGAGAAUGGUACUGUCACAGAGAAUGUCAGGUGAAGCACUGGCCAAAACACAAGAAAGCCUGCCAGCUUAUGACAGAGGCCUCUGAGAAGAUCCAGAGGGACCUGCACAUCAACAGAUGAGAGAGAGACUGCUGGAGCUCCUGUAUGGACUGGUGGCAGACUGGAGAUGAGACUCCUGAGUCACCAAGAUGUGAAGAGAACAGAUCAAUAUGUGAGAUUCUUCUACAUUUUAAGAGGAACUCUUGAUCUGAUUCUUUCUUUUAUGCUGGACAGGUUUAUGCUUUUCCAUUUUUUAAAUACUGUAAUAAAGUUUUAACCUAUGUUUGUUUCUAUGUUUGCCUUUUGGUCUACUGUUUUAUUCAAGUGUCUUUAAUGAAAGAGCUCAGGAGGCUUUCUCCAGUUCCUUCUCUGUCAAGAGAUUUUAUACUCCUUAUUUGAUCUCAGUGUGUGACGGCGUGGAGGUGCAUCACACUUCAUUACACCAGCAGCAAAUAAAUUGCUUUAAUGACUUGCUCUA
Molecule: messenger RNA, 1888 nt
Organism: Thunnus maccoyii (southern bluefin tuna)
Lineage: Eukaryota; Metazoa; Chordata; Actinopteri; Scombriformes; Scombridae
Gene: zmynd10
Product: zinc finger, MYND-type containing 10
Exons: 12
Coding region: 139-1491 (450 amino acids)
Biological process (GO): inner dynein arm assembly; outer dynein arm assembly; motile cilium assembly
Cellular component (GO): centriolar satellite; cytoplasm
Source: RefSeq, a predicted model, not a curated record